This is a messenger RNA of Anolis sagrei ordinatus, 7231 nucleotides long. RefSeq names its product SECIS binding protein 2 like (gene SECISBP2L). Gene Ontology annotation, cellular component: ribonucleoprotein complex. The record is from RefSeq and is a predicted model, not a curated record. Gene Ontology annotation, molecular function: mRNA 3'-UTR binding; selenocysteine insertion sequence binding; ribonucleoprotein complex binding. Lineage: Eukaryota; Metazoa; Chordata; Lepidosauria; Squamata; Anolidae. Gene Ontology annotation, biological process: selenocysteine incorporation.
GCUUCCGUCCCAGAUGAGGCGCCCUCUCCAGCGGGUCCUGAUAGUGGGGAGCCGCGUCAGCUGCUACUGCCGUGGAGUCGACGCUCUUGCGCUGGGCGUGAGCGGAAGCCUGUCAGGGCCGCGGAGAAGGCAGGCAGACAUGGAGGAAGCGGCCUGCUGCCCGCUCGGCGCCUACUAGGAGUCGCCAGGCCUCGGCUGCGGCCUCCGCGGGAGCCAUGGACAAAGCCAUUGGGGGACAGGAUGUGAAUAAAUAUAACAAGGACAGAACCCUGUAUUCAACACCUGAUGAAGUGUAGCAGAGGAAGUUCAAGCUGAAGGGAAUUAGAAUGUGAAGCUGUCUGCUGAAGUAGAACCAUUCAUUCCUCAGAAGAAGGGUCCAGAUUCACUUAUGAUGCCUAUGGCGCUGCCUAAUGAAAAUGGAGGUGUUAAUGGCAUGGAAGCAGCUCCUAUUCCCAGCUACCUGAUUACUUGCUACCCAUUUGUUCAGGAAAACCAGUCCAAUAGACAACUUCCACUCUAUAAUAAUGACAUCAGAUGGCAGCAACCAAAUCCAAAUCCUACUGGCCCAUACCUUGCUUAUCCCAUUAUUUCUGCUCAGCCACCUGUGUCUACUGAGUAUACAUACUACCAGCUGAUGCCAGCACCAUGUGCUCAAGUCAUGGGUUUCUAUCAUCCCUUUCCAGCACCCUACUCUGCACCUUUUCAGACAGCAAGUGCCAUGAAUACAGUUGCAACAGAAUGCACAGAUCGUCCAACUCAGCCAAAUCAAGUAUUUCCAAUGUGUAGCCAACGGAGUAGAAGUGCCAGCAGAGGGUCAAUUGUGCAAAAACAGCAACAGCCUUUGCAGACCCACAUAAAAAGCAAAAGGCCUCCAGUGAAAAGUGUUGCUACCCAGAAAGAGACUUGUGCAUCCGGCCCUGAGACCAGACCGAAAAUUGUAUUGUUGGUAGAUGCUUGUCAACAAACAGACUUUCCCUCAGAGAUAGCAAGCAAAUCACUGUCUGAGAGCAUGAGCAACAUGCACUGGAAACCAAAAACUAGGCGCCGUCGGUCCUCCCAUCCUGCCGAAUCUUCUAGCGAGCAAGGGGCUAGUGAAGCGGACAUUGACAGCGACAGUGGCUAUUGCAGUCCCAAACACAGUAACCAGGCUGCUGCUGUGACCUCAAGGAGUGCUGAAUCUGUUGCAGGAAAUAUCUUGGAACCUUCAGUACAUCCAGCUGGUGCCACUUGGGCAAAUGUGAGCUCACAAGCAACUCAGAAAAAGCCAUGGAUGGAGGGAACGCCAGCCUUCUCAAGAGGCGGGAGACAAGCUGAGCAGCAUAAUGGUUCACAGCCUGCCUUUCGAUGUAGAGGACACAGUACAUCUUCCGAAAGAAGACAGAAUUUGCAGAAGAAACCCGAGAAACCUGUCAGCUCAAGCCAGUCAAGCAAAAGAGAGCAGAGUCCUGGCUCUUUAUAUUUUGAGGACGAAGAAGAAUUUCCUGAGUUAAAUAGUGACAGUGGCAAUUCCAAAGGUGGCAACAUGCAGCUGAAAAACGCACCCAAAGUGUUGGACGGUUUACCUGAAAACUCUCCAAUCAACAUUGUACAGACCCCAAUUCCAAUCACCACCUCUGUUCCUAAAAGGGCAAAAAGUCAAAAGAAGAAAGCCCUGGCGGCAGCACUGGCUACGGCUCAAGAGUAUUCAGAAAUCAGCAUGGAGCAGAGGAAACUCCAGGAAGCUGUUUCCAAAGCAGCUGGGAAGAAAAGUAAAACCCCGGUGCAGUUAGACCUGGGAGACAUGCUGGCAGCGCUAGAGAAACAGCAGCAAGCGAUGAAAGCUCGCCAGAUCACAAAUACCAGGCCACUCUCCUACACAGUUGGCAACGCUGCUCCUUUUCACACCAAAGAAUCCACCAACCGGAAAUCAUUAGGAAAGGGGCAGCCAUCUGUGGGUUGCCUGAACCCUUUAGAUUCCACGGCCCCAAAAGUGAAACGAGGAAAGGAACGAGAGCUUUCAAAGCUGAAGCGUCCGACAGCACUUAAAAAGAUUAUCUUGAAAGAGAGAGAAGAAAAGAAAGGACGCUUAUCUGUGGACCAUACUGUUGUUGGAGCCGAUGAAGAACAGGAGGUUGAUCUGAACCUGACUCCUAACCAGUCGGAAGAACUUGCAUCACAAGAAGAACCUGGCCUGAGUGUACCAAGUGAUACCUCCCUCUCUCCAGCAAGCCAGAAUUCUCCAUAUUGCAUGACUCCGGUGUCCCAAGGUUCACCAGCAAGUUCAGGGAUAGGGAGUCCCAUGGCAUCUUCUACUAUCACUAAAAUUCACAGCAAGAGAUUCAGAGAAUACUGCAAUCAGGUUCUAAGCAAAGAGAUAGAUGAGUGUGUGACACUCCUGUUACAAGAGCUGGUCAGUUUCCAGGAACAAAUUUACCAAAAGGACCCCAUGAGAGCUAAAGCUAAGAGGAGGCUUGUGAUGGGUCUCCGUGAGGUGACGAAGCAUAUGAAGUUAAGCAAGAUCAAGUGUGUCAUCAUUUCUCCCAACUGUGAGAAAAUCCAGUCCAAAGGUGGAUUAGAUGAAGCUCUGUACAACGUCAUAGCUAUGGCGCGAGAGCAAGAAAUCCCUUUCGUCUUUGCGCUCGGACGCAAAGCGCUUGGCCGUUGCGUGAACAAGCUGGUCCCUGUCAGCGUGGUGGGCAUCUUCAAUUAUUCCGGUGCUGAGAACCUCUUCAAUAAAUUGGUUUCACUGACGGAGGAGGCCAGGAAAGCCUACCGUGACAUGGUGGCAGCCAUGGAACAAGAGCAGGAAGAAGCCUUGAAGAACGUGAAGAAAGUCCCCCACCACAUGGGCCACUCCCGGAACCCUUCCGCAGCGAGUGCCAUUUCAUUUUGCAGUGUUAUUUCGGAGCCUAUUUCAGAAGUGAAUGAGAAAGAAUAUGAAACAAAUUGGAGGAGUAUGGUGGAAACCUCUGAUGGACUUGAAGCCUCUGAAAAUGAGCGAGAAGCCUCUUGCAAGAGUGCUGUUCCAGAAAAGCCUGGCAACAGUAAUAAGGUUAUUGUUAAUAAGGAGCUCUCGAUAGCUGCUGUUGGGGUUGUCACCGUCUCUGCUCAAGGGAAAGCACCGAGCGGGAAAGAGGAAGUGAAGCCGGAUGACAACCUGGAAUGGGCCUCACAGCAAAGUACGGAUACAGGAUCGCUGGAUGGCAGUUGCAGGGAUAUUUUGAACUCCUCCAUGACAAGUACGACCAGCACCUUGGUUCCGGGAAUGCUUGAAGAGGAAGAUGACGAAGAGGAUGAGGACGAGGACGACUACACCCACGAACCCAUAUCUGAAGAGGUUCAGCUCAACAGCAGAAUUGAAUCUUGGGUCUCGGAGACACAACGGACUAUGGAAACGCUUCAGCUUGGGAAGAGCCUUAGUGCCGGAGAGGAUGAGAACGCUGAGCAGAGUGAGGACGAAGAACUAGAAACUCCUGAGCAAGUCGAGUCAGUCGUUGAGAGUGAGGAAUGGACAGCAGAGAAGCAUUCAAGUAAAGCCCAGCAGAAGCCUGCUGUGAGCACUUCCUUGGAUACGACGCCUAUGGACUCAAAUUAUAUACCAUAAACUCAAGCACAAACUCAGGAAACUUUAAUAUUUUAAAACUAACUGUCGUAAGGAUUGCAGCCAUUGCUUUGUGUGCUUCAUCUCAGCAUUUUGCACUGUGUAACAUUUAAUAUGCGUAUUUAAUUCACUACAUAAAUAUUUUUUUGUAGCCGUCUUUAUUACUCUUUCCAUUAAGAACUAGGAGUGUGUGCAUGUGUGUGUAAUGAAUAUAUUUAUAUCUUUCCUGGACAUGAUGAUAAGCUGUUAAUAGGCCUCAUUUUGUACAAGAAUACUCUUUGCAAAUGACCAUUUUUAUUGGAAAAUUAUUCUCAAAACAAUAAUUUCAGAAUUCUUCUGCUGGAGUGACCAAGCCUUGCUUUGUCCUUUUCUUACAGGGUGAUAGUGUCCCAGAGAUUGAGCCAGAAUGGAUCUUUUUAAUGGGCUUUAACAAGAUUUGGAAUCCUUACUGACUAAAAGGGUUAGGAAGAUAUGCAUUAACCAUUCAUUUUAACUUCCAGGACCGCUUAUUGGUCUCUGGAGAUGUGUGUUUCAGAAAUACACUCAUGAGAUGCUGGCUGUGAUCCGCUGAAAUCCUUUGGCAAGGCACUUUGGGAAAGAGAAAUUGGUUCCUUUCCAAUGAACUACUUAAACAUUGGGGCCCAUUAACCAUAGCAACUUUUCAUUGUUUUGGUUUCCUUAACCAAUGUUUUCCAGUUCUCUGACUAUUCCUUAGAUUUUUUUUCCACUUUAUCUCAGGAUGGCUAAUAUGAGUGAUUAAAUGUUAUGUAAAUGCAGAAAGGAUAAGAAUCAGAUAUUGAUAAAGCAGUAGUGAAAUGGACACAGGGGUCUUUUAAGGGAGGGAUGAAGGUGUGAGGGUCAUGUAUUAGCACAUAGCAUCACUUCUUUUGAGUUGGAAUGUGUCAGAAAAUCUGGUCCUCGUUGAGAAUGGGAUCCCCUAUGUUCUGCAUCCGUUUGCAGUGUCUCAGUAAGGUGAAAGAAUCCAUUGAUUUAGUGGGGAAAUUCAGAUUGCUUUCGUUUUAAUAUCUUAAGUGAAAUACUUUUUGUAAUUUUUGUAUGUCUAGAGUCUGAAUUUUCCUCUUUUGCCCAUUGCGGAAUUAUCAGAUAAGCUGCGUGAAAAAAAAUACCCAUCCAGUGACCAGUGUAGGAGAAUUCAUUGGCAGUACAAAAGGACAAGUUUUUGACAGCAUAGACUUUCCAGUGAUAUCAUUGUGAGUUGUUCACUUAAUUAUUUGGGACCAAUCGCUUUAGCAUGUUCGGAAUUUGCUUUUUAUAUUGUACAGACAAAAAUAUGGUUCAGUGUCUUUAAGAGUCUAACAUUGUUACCUGCUAAUAUGCAUAUUAGUCGGUAACAAUGCAGGCAGUGGUUCUCAACCUGUGGGUCCCCAGGUGCUUUGGCCUACAACUCCCAGAAAUCCUAGCCUGUUUACCAACUGUUAGGAUUUCUGGGAGUUGAAGGGCAAAACAUCUGGGGACCCACAGGUUGAGAACCAUUGUGCUAAGGAAUGUAGCAGAAAAACCAAGUUUGAGUGUAUUGUCGAAGGCUUUCGUGGCCAAAAUCACUGGGUUGUUGUGACUUUUUUGGGAUGUCUGGCAAUGUUCCAGAAGCAUUCUCUCCUGACAUUUGCCUGCAUCUAUGGCAGGCAUCCUCAGUUGUGUGGUCUCACAACCUCUGAGGAUGCCUGCCAUAGAUGCAGGCGAAACGUCAGGAGAUAAUGCUUCUGGAACAUGGCCAGACAGCCCAGAAAACUCACAACAACCCAAGUUUGAGUAUUUAUGUAAGUAGCUUUUGGGAAUAUGGAUGAUGUUAAGAAGAUAAGUUUUUGAAGUUUUGUUAGGAUACCUGUUCUCCCUUUUAAAAAGGAUAUUCGAUAUUCAGAAAAUGGCAUUUAUUUCCCCACCUUGUUUUCAGUGCUAGCAAGUCACAUCAUUCUUAAUUAGGUACUUUAAAAAAUCCCCUUCAUUUGUAUUUGACCCGUUUCCAUUUUUAAUAAUGUGUAUAAGUACAUCAAAUUUUCCAUUGCUUCUACUUCCUGCUUUCUUACCAAAGGUCAACUUUCCUGUUGACAAGCUGCAGCCACUCUUCUCAGGGCAAAUAGAACAUUAUUAGUGAAGGAAGGCUUGCUUUGUAAAAUGUUCAUUAUGGUAAGUGACAGCGGAGGACUAGAUGAGAAUCAAAUGUUGUCCUUAAUGUCUUUGAAGUUGGUUCUGAAUUGAAGAGAGGUUGUUCUGGUGCAGUGCAAUGAGAUGCUUGAUUCUGUCAUCUUCUGAAGUAAGCAUUCGUGUUCUUGUUCCUUUUUGUAAUUCCAUGACAGUUCUUGAGGUUUUAGUACAGUGGUUCCCAACCUGUGGAUCCCCAGAUGUUUUGGCCUUCAAUUCCCAGAAAUCCUAAACAGUCUGGGAUUUCUGGGAGUUGUAGGCCAAAACAUUUGGGGACCCACAGGUUGAGAACCACUGUUUUAGUAGCACCUUUGUUUAGAAAGUAGAUUCUCAGACACCAAAAAAAAACCCUGUUCUGUUACUAUACAUAGGUGGAGAUUUUGGACAAGUUCAGGAUAAUAUUUGCUUUUUCGAAAACCCAUUUAAUGAGUUUUACUGUUCAUUGGCAGAAGAUGCUGGUUGCAAGGGAUGAAGUGUACAGUGAGAUUAGAAAAUCCUUGACUUGGUUGAGGUGAUUUGUGUAAGGAAAGUUUAAGACUCUCCAGUAUUUGUAUAACAAUAGCUAGCUGUGGCAAAUGGGAACACAAAGUAAACCAAUGCACUUAAAUUAAACUAGAGUCUGGGGUUGGUAGGUUGCUAAGACAAUAUUUAAUUCUAGAUGUGUGUAAGGUAGCCAAUAAAGCCUAUCAGUAUCAUCCUAUCCUCCCAGCCCUGGUUUACAUUUCGAAUGGCAUCUCUUUUCAGAGUUAAAUAGUAUUUGAUUCCCUGAUUUUAAAGUGUAAGGCAUGACUCUUUCGAUUAAUGCACUUGUGGGAAUUGUGGGCAAAACGCUGGGACAUGUUCUUUGGGUGGGUGGAUGUACACGGGGUGCUUUGAGUCUCUUUCUUCAACCGAAAACUUACAUUUUAAUAGCACAGAGGCAAAGAGUCCUGUAUGGGAAAGCUUCUGUUUACUGAAAUGGUCAUAGAAUUUGUGUGUGUAUGAAAUUGUGCCAACUAAUCAAGAUUUUCAGUCCGUUUACCAGAAUUUUAUCCUCUAAUUCAACAUUGAGCCUUUUUUAUAUAAAGUAACAAAGCCAUAAAUGGAAAUUGUACAGCUUUAUGCCCGGUCUUAUCUUGCAGAAACAAGAAAAGGUCUAAUGCGAUUGCAAACAAUUAACUGUUCAAAACUGAUCAAAAUAGCUGGCACAGCCCAAUUAAUGUUCAUAUGUGAUUAAUGUAUUUUAGAGGCUAUAAUAAAGUAAUGCCUGUUCAUCUUUGAUACCUGUACACCAGUAAUCACAAAACUUAGGUUUGAAAUAGAAAAUCAUUUAUGAAAUUAUUUCAUGAACAAGUUUUGUCUGUGUUCUCCUUUGAUGAAGGAUAAUUCUGUCUACCAUCCUUUUCUGGGGGAAAUAAUAACUGCUUUUUGCACUAUGUAAAUACUAGUGGGGGUUCUUCCAUAAUGAAUAAAAAUGAUUAUAAAAAAAAAAGUCAUGUGAUGAUACACCAA